CAUCGUCCUGGGGGUGGAAACCGUCUGCCUCCUCUGUGUCUGUAGCAUCACAGGGAAGCUGAGAAGUGCUGAGUCUGAGGGACUGGAGUGAACUGGGGGUGUGUGAAGGGCAACACAGGCGGGCAGGAGCCGUCUCCUUCAGUCUCUAUGUGUUUUAGGAAGAAAGCAGCAAACCACGCCUCCAGUUGGUCACUGCUUAGUGGCUAUAGCUUUAUAAAUACAGGGAGAACAUCUCCCAAGGAACAGAGAAUAGUGUUGAAUUGAAAGACACUUGUGCUCCUCAGGGUGGGAAGGGGACCUCAGAUGAGCUCUCUAUUACAAAACAGAAGGCCACCUUGGCCAACUUAAUAGGCAAAUAGGUUGCUGUGACAGGGCACGUGAACCCUGGUCAGUGUGCUGGUAAGGCACACUGACUGACCAGCAAUAACGGUGGCUAACUUAUUUUUUACAGAAAGUAAAGAAAGUACAGAAAGUGAAUGUAUAAAAAAAUAUAGUGAGGUUCUAGAUUUGAGUCUAGUUCCAAGGCUGAGAUGGCAGCCUUGGACUGUAUUUUUCACAGUGAUAUUUAAUCAAUACAAGAAGCCAAGGUGCUGUAGGUGAAGUACAGCUAGCUGGGAUCAAGAGGUGAUUGUGUAUCUUAAUGCACUAUGGAAUAAACAAGGAAUCAGCUGGUUGAUGUUUGCUAUGACUGGGAAAGCUAUGACCAGGGGAUACUGAGACUGCUGGUGUUUCUGCUUUGCCCUGGCACUAGCUAAGUCUCCUUUGGGGACAGAGGGUGAAGAAGUCAGGCUGGUGUGCAUGGAAAAAUGGAUUACAGUCCUGUGUGUUAGAUGUUUAAAUCACCGGGGCAGGGGAAAUUCUGUCCAGAGUAGCUGUGGGAAUUGGCUGAGGCAAUUUCCAAUGUUGCCAAACGACCCAGGCAGCAUGCAUGGGGCUGAUGCCCUUCUAAGGAAGCUUGAAAAGGGCAAAUGCUGCCUGAGUCUGCACGACGUCGAAUCAACUGACUUGCACAUCAGUUGUCCUUUCUCUGGAACAGUUGAGUUCGGGAAUUCAUUUUUUAGCCUUUUUUUUCUCCUAUCUCUCUCCAUGUUGGAGGUAGCAGAGGUUACAGAUGGGCUCAGAUUAUGGCUGUGUGCUUUGAAGCGAUGCCCUUCCAGUGGCAACACCAAUGCUGCUCCUGGAGGGAUGCGGAACCCCCUGCUUCUCUCCCCUGCUGGUCUUUCAGGUCACCUUCUAUGAAGACAAGAAUUUCCUGGGUCGUCGCUACGAGUGCGACGCCGACUGCCCUGAUUUCCACACCUACCUGAACCGCUGCAACUCCAUCCGGGUGGAGGGAGGCACCUGGGUGGCCUAUGAGAGGCCCAACUAUUCAGGGAACAUGUAUGUGCUGAGGCGGGGGGAGUAUCCUGACUACCACCACUGGAUGGGCCUCAAUGACCGCCUCGGCUCCUGCAAAGCUGUCCACAUACCAAGUGGAGCCCAGGGCCACAUCCAGGUGUUUGAGAAGGGGGAUUUCGGUGGGCAGAUGUUUGAAGCCACUGAAGACUGCCCUUCCAUCCUGGAGGAGUGCCACUUUCGUGAGGUCCACGCCUGCCGGGUGCUGGAGGGCAUCUGGGUGUUUUAUGAGCACCCCAACUACCGGGGCAGGCAGUACCUGCUGCCCAAGGGCGAGUACCGGCAGCCAGUGGAAUGGGGAGCAGUGACCCCUGCCGUCCAGUCCUUCCGCAGCAUUGCUGAGUGAAUGGUGGGGAGCUGGGCCCCCAAUAAAGCACUUGAGUCACUCAGAAGCUCUGUCCCACUUUUUCCCCCAUGUGUGAACCUGUUAGCCAGGUGCUUUCUUUGGGCAGAACAGUCUCCACCAGCUCCCACUGCCUCCAACUCUGGUCUCCAGCUCUGCAAUGGGCAGAGACUCUGGAGAAUGGGGGUUGCUGGGCAUCCUGACUGUAUUAGAACCACUAAAAUAGGGAAGUUAGAAGAGGAUAAAGAGGUUGGACGUGGACAGAGAUAAUGAACACCUCUCAAAACUGAGUUCUGAGAUUGCUGCUGGAUGUUCCCAAAGAGCAGCAGAGGAUAGGAAGCAGUGAGUCCCUAGGCCCUGGAGACAUGCACUGAGCAGAAGGAGCCACCAGGCUCCCAGUCGUCCCACAGUUUGGAACAUCUGCUUUGCCCCGUGCCACUAGAUGUCAGGCUGGUUGUGCCCAUGCAGGAAGCAGUGAUGCAAGUCCCUCCUCGUGGGAACUCCAGCCUGUUUGCAUGUGGAGCAGAGGGACCCCAGGCUAAUGAUGGCAGUGGAAGCAGAGCCCUUGCAGCCAUGCUCCCCAGUCUCCUUGGUUGAUGUAUGAGGUUAUUACAGAGCAGGGAGGCA
Messenger RNA from Lagopus muta (rock ptarmigan), 2365 nucleotides. RefSeq names its product crystallin gamma S (gene CRYGS). Lineage: Eukaryota; Metazoa; Chordata; Aves; Galliformes; Phasianidae. Gene Ontology annotation, molecular function: structural constituent of eye lens. Gene Ontology annotation, biological process: lens development in camera-type eye; visual perception. Bases 1169 to 1741 code for a protein of 190 amino acids. The record is from RefSeq and is a predicted model, not a curated record. The transcript has 2 exons.